This is a messenger RNA of Arabis nemorensis, 1191 nucleotides long. Lineage: Eukaryota; Viridiplantae; Streptophyta; Magnoliopsida; Brassicales; Brassicaceae. The record is from the annotation of a GenBank genome assembly.
AUGAUUCCAAUGUCUUCUAAUGGUCACCUUGUAGCUCACUUUCACGGGACCACUCCGCCAGAGUCUAAAGUGUGGUCGGACCUAAACCCAAUCUGGGGAAGUCAGGGAAAGAUCACAGUUAGAAGGCUCUCUAAUGGUACUUGCUUAAUCUUCAUUCCGUCGGAAGCAACACAUGCUCAGAAGGCUUCGACAGUGCUGAGUCAAGCUAUCACGGUGGCAUUUAUUUAUGCAUCAUGGCUCGCAGAGAUCUUUGGUCUGCAAUACAAGACAAGUAUUAUCAGAAACUCGCCUUGGUUAUUACUAGGAGACUUUAACCAAAUACUAAGCCUUGACGAACACUUCUCCAUCUCUUUACAGGGUAUACAAGAGUUUCAGAACUGCCUUGAAGCUAGUAAUUUGUUUGAUCUGGUCAGUCAUGGAGCCUUAUACACUUGGUCUAAUCGCAAUCCGGAAAACCCGAUAGUAAGAAAGCUUGACAGGGCAAUUGCCCUAACGCCUCGGCUAUCUUUGAUCCCCCUGGAACUUCAGAUCAGUAUCUUUGUCUGGUACUGUGGAAAGGAGGAAAACUCCGUUUCGGUUCUUCACCUUUCUACCGUCUCAUCCGGAAUUCCAGUCUCAGGCUUGGAAUCAAGUUACCUCUGGCCUUUCGGCUCUAAAUGCUCUAUGUUUAAAGCCGUGUGUUGUAGAGAAUUGAACAGGAGAAGCUUUAGCAAUAUACAGCUCCGAACAAAGGAAGCUUUUGAGUCACUAAAGAGAAUCCAAGAGGAGCUUUUAGCAAAUCCAAAUCAACGUUUAUUUGAAGAGGAAAGGGAUUCUAGAGAAGCUUGGGAUGUGUUAGCUAAAGCCGAAGAGUUGUUCUUCAAACAGAAAUCAGGGAUCAGAUGGCUUAUGGAAGGUGAUGCUAACACUUCAUUCUUCCACAAAGCAGUUCAAAUUCACCAGAACCAGAAUGCAAUCAGGUAUCUUAGGACUGAAAUGGGUGAAAGAAUCUCUAAUCCGGCUCAAAUCAAGGACAUGAUCAUCAAUUACUACAAGGCUUUACUUGGCACUCGAGGUAUCGCCCUACUCAGUGACCUACUUAAAGAGAUAGAUUCACAAAACAUUCUUAGCUAUGCCAAAAGGAAAAGCUCCGGGGCCCGAUGGAUUCACUGCAGAAUUCUUCACUUCUUCUUGGAGUUUGGUUGGUCCUGA